Molecule: messenger RNA, 1143 nt
Organism: Nicotiana tabacum (common tobacco)
Lineage: Eukaryota; Viridiplantae; Streptophyta; Magnoliopsida; Solanales; Solanaceae
Product: ras-related protein RABA2a
Molecular function (GO): GTPase activity; GTP binding
Source: RefSeq, a predicted model, not a curated record
GACGGUUUUUCUUCGGCAUUUGGUUACAAUCUUUUUUCCUUUUUUGGUUCUUACAGAGAAUGGGAAAUUCAAAAAAUUCCAAGUAUUUCGAUAAAAACAGUACAAUUUGAAACGCACAUCGUCUCUUCCCACAGAUCCAAGGGUAAAUUAGUAAUUUCAUUACACAGGGGGCAUUUGCGUCAUAAAAAAUUCAUCUGCUUCACGCACGCUUCUGUGUCAUCAUCAUCAAUGGAAGGCUUUACAUAAAUCUGAAUCGGAACUAGGAGCGGUUCAAAAGGAAGAGGAAAUGGCGAGAAGAGCGGAAGAGGAGUACGAUUACUUGUUUAAAAUUGUAUUAAUCGGCGAUUCAGGAGUUGGCAAAUCCAACUUGCUUUCUCGAUUCACCAGAAAUGAGUUCCUUUUAGAGUCCAAAUCCACUAUCGGCGUUGAAUUCGCUACUCGUACUCUUCAGGUUGAGGGAAGGACCGUCAAGGCUCAGAUCUGGGACACAGCUGGACAGGAAAGAUACAGAGCCAUUACAAGUGCUUACUAUAGGGGUGCUCUUGGGGCUCUUCUGGUAUAUGAUGUGACAAAACCAACUACCUUCGAGAAUGUUAGUCGGUGGUUGAAGGAACUGAGGGAUCAUGCAGAUUCGAACAUUGUGAUUAUGCUCAUUGGAAACAAGACGGAUCUGAAGCAUCUUCGAGCUGUUGAUACAGAGGAUGCUCAAAGCUUUGCUGAAAAAGAAGGCCUUUCUUUCAUUGAAACAUCUGCAUUGGAGGCAACAAAUGUAGAGAAGGCUUUCCAGACGAUUCUUUCAGAAAUCUAUCGGAUAAUCAGUAAGAAGCCACUUUCUUCCGAGGAGCCAGCAACUGCUAACAUCAAAGAAGGGAAGACUCUUGUUGUUGGGGCAGAGGAGCCUGCCCCCAAGAAGGCAUGUUGCUCUUCAUCUUGAUGGUCAUUAGAUUUUUAAGCCCCUAUAUUAUUGUUCCUUUUGUUAGUUUUAAUUAGUAGUCAUUUUUUGCCUUCUAUAUUCUCGGUAAGAUAUUAUACCCUUUUUUAUCAUUAGGAAGGAAAUGUGCAAUACAUGUUAAAAUCCUGUUAUAAUAUGGCUCUGUAAGAAUUAAAUCAAUUAUUUCAAUGCUUCAGCGUUAUUUCAAAUUA